AUGGCAGACGAGGCCGCAGCCAUUCUUACUCAGUUGGAUCAAGCUCGCGAGCUUGCAUUCUCCAACUCCGACAUGUUCCCCCAGGUCGUCAAGCAGAUCCUCAAUUUGGUCAACCAUCCAUCUCUAGACAUCCAGAGAUGGUGUGCCCUCUUCCUUAAGAAAGCAUUUAGCGCUGGACCUGAAAUUGUGUCUGCUGGUGUUAAAAUUGAUUUGGCCAUAGAUGCUUUGGUACCUGUAAAGACAUUGGCCCAGACCAAAGAUCUUGAAGUGUUCAAGGCAGUGAUAGACUUGAGUAUCACCUUAUACAAGCUUGUGUUCCGCUAUGUUGCCGACAACGACGGCAGCCAUAAUAUCUGGGAUAAUCUUCGAAACCUCAAGAAUGACCUUAUUUACAAGUUUGAUCUGCAAUUUCCUUUUGAGCCUUCCUUCGAUAAAGAACACGACCAGGUGAGAAACUUAGACUCGAAGUUAGAGCUUCUUAAGUUGAUAUUUACUGUUAUUGAUUACCAGCUGCGUUCGGUUUCUACGAGAUACUACUCCUUGGCUCGUGUCAACCCAAGCCAUACGCUUAUCAAGACUGGUCCAAUGGAAUCAGAAGCACACUCUCUCUUGGAGAAGGUUUUGGCUCCACUUCAAGAUGAUAUCUUGGUUACUCCAGUUAUAACAGCUGUUCUUAAUCAUUUGGCUGUUAUUGUGCGUAGAAAGCGUCAGUUCAUCGACCGUGUGAUUCCAGUCCUUGAGUCUUUUGAGUCUAACCAGAAGCUUCAGUCUAAUUACGAAUCCUUGGAAUCGUUCAAAUUGUCUAAGAAAUACUGUGACAGAGCUUUGAGAGUCUUACUUAAUUACAUGACCAAAUGCCAGGUUGUGCCACCAAACUUCCAGAAUGCCGUUAACAGGAAAAUAUCUACACUUACAGCAAGAGGUGAUGACAUCAGAAAGAAGAAUAUCUUGGAAUCGUCUCCAGAUGACCAGAAUAUCAAGAAGCGCAAGUAUGAAGGCUUUGAGAAUCCGCUGAAGAAGAUCAAGACGCUAGACUACAAGCAUUUGUAUGGUUUGACUGAUGUGAGCAGUGACCUUAAUAACUUCGACUUAUCCACUCUCCCGCAGAACAUAUUAGUGUCUAUGGCACUCACUGCUUUGCUGCGUGCAGAUGUGAAGAAGCUUACAAAGGCUUUGGAAAUUGUUAGUGAGAGGUACAGCGAUACAGUGAAGGAUUUGGCCAAUGUCAAGACCGAGCAGUCCAACCAAGUGGGUGGUGAUGAUGAUGAGGAGGAUGACGAUGAUGCUGCUGAAAACUUCACUUCCGAGACCACAUAUACGGUUCCUCCACCUAAAGCGCUUUCAUUCCAGGAAAAGAAGGACCACGUCAAGAUGAUCGUGGACAACUUCUUCCAGCUUUCGCAAAAGGGUGGAAACAGUACUGAUCUAAUUGAAAGUGCCGAUGGAAAUGUCAACAAGGAACUCACGAAGGUUGCCAUCAAAACAUGGAACCAAGAUUCGUGGCUUAUUCUACUCACCAGAUUGGCUGCUAGAGGUAUGCAUACGAUAGAAGGAGAUGAAGAGAAGCUGCCGGACGUGGCUCAAAACGAAGAAUUGAGCGAUAUCAUCAGGCAAGCCCUUUUCGAUUAUUUCUUAGGAAACAUCCACGAGAGAGUGGAUACCACCAUUGAGUGGCUUAACGAAGAAUGGUACAGUGAAAGGGUGAGCAACGAAGAGAAGCUCCGUCAGGAGAUUGAGGAGAAGUGGCAGAAGAAGUACGAAGAGGACCCCAAUGGCGUGAGCGAUAUCCAGGAGAAAAUCGACCAGGAGGUGGAGAACAUCGAGGUGCAAACACCGCGUUACAACAAGUGGUGCCAGAAAGUGUUAGAUGCCAUGAUCCCAUUUUUGGAGCCUACAGAUAGAAAGAUCUUCUUGAGAAUGGUAAGCGACUUGCCGUACCUCAAUGAGAGCAUGCUUGGAGGCAUCAAGUCGUUAUGUGCUGAUCCAGCCCGGUCCAAGCUUGGAUUUUUGUCUCUACAAUUUUUGGUCAUGUACAGACCGCCCGUCAAAGAAGCCUGUUUUAACGUUUUACGCCAACUCAAAGACAGUGACCAGGAAGACUUAAAGGAGGAGGCGCUGAAACUUCUCACCAAGUAUGGACAAUAG
Molecule: messenger RNA, 2145 nt
Organism: Candidozyma haemuli
Lineage: Eukaryota; Fungi; Ascomycota; Pichiomycetes; Serinales; Metschnikowiaceae
Product: RNA-processing protein
Exons: 1
Coding region: 1-2145 (714 amino acids)
Cellular component (GO): mRNA cleavage and polyadenylation specificity factor complex
Source: RefSeq, a predicted model, not a curated record